AUGGUCUCAGGGGGCGCGGUGAACCGGCGGACUGUCAACGGGAGAAAGGAGGAAGAGGCUCCUCCUCUUCCUCCUUUCUCCUUGAGGGCGAAAGCACCGGAGAGAGCACAGGCGUCCUCUACCACCAGCGCGGGCGAGGGAAGACUCAGCGCACAAACUGUUCCGCGGCGGAGAGGUCCUGCAGUACGGAUCGGACCGCGGAGGAGCUCGGCACUGAGUUUGGAGAAGGCUAAGCGUGGUGAGCAGUUCUGA
Knipowitschia caucasica is the source of this 252-nucleotide messenger RNA. The record is from the annotation of a GenBank genome assembly. Lineage: Eukaryota; Metazoa; Chordata; Actinopteri; Gobiiformes; Gobiidae.